Molecule: messenger RNA, 1527 nt
Organism: Baudoinia panamericana UAMH 10762
Lineage: Eukaryota; Fungi; Ascomycota; Dothideomycetes; Mycosphaerellales; Teratosphaeriaceae
Exons: 3
Biological process (GO): intracellular mRNA localization
Cellular component (GO): endoplasmic reticulum; nuclear outer membrane-endoplasmic reticulum membrane network; ribonucleoprotein complex
Molecular function (GO): mRNA binding
Source: RefSeq, a predicted model, not a curated record
GUAGCCAUGUCCACCGCCGACACUGGCGCACAGCCUGCGAAAGAGAAGCAUGCGGCACCCGAGAAGCCUGAAAGACCGGAUGAGGAGCAGUACAAGACGGAGUUGGCAAAGGCGGAGAAGGAAUUACGGGCUGCUGAAGAUCGAAUGAAAUCGGUCAAGGCCAAGGUCGACAUGACUCGACCGAACAACAAAGACUCGCCCUCCGCCAAGCGGCAACAAGAGCUCCGUUCUGAACUACAGCAAAUCCGAACGCAGCAACAGUCCAGCAAGUCUUCUCGGACGCAGAUCAUGGACAAGGUCAAGCGAUUGGAUGAGAACUUGAAGGCGCGCAUCAACGAACAGAAGGCGGCUCGCAGCAAGACGCAGUUCAAGUCCGUCGACGAGGUGCAGAAGGAGAUCGAUCGAUUACAGAAGGAUGUUGAUGCCGGCACGAUGCGCAUCGUCGACGAGAAGAAGGCUCUGGCAGACAUCACGCAGCUGAACAGGCAGAAGAAGGGCUUCGCCGGCUUCGAGGACCAGCAGAAGGGCAUCGACGACGUGAAGGCACAGAUCGCGGAGCUGAAGAAGCAAAUGGAUGACCCCGAGUCGAAGGCGCUGAGUGACCGGUACACGGAGAUACAGGGUGAACUCGACCAGAUCAAAGCGGAGCAAGACGAAGCCUUCAAGAACCUGAAUGCGCUGCGCGACGAGCGGACCAAGGCGCACGAGGACCAGCAGAAGAAGUAUGCCGCCGUGAAGGAGAUCAAGGACCGCUUCUACCACCAACGGCGAGCCGCGCAAGAUUACGAACGUGAAGCUCGUCGGAUACGGGACGAGAAGCGCAGACAGGAGAACGAUGCGUACCACCGUGGCAAGCGGCAAGCCGCUGCAAAGGAGCGUCUCGAAGAAGCCAGUGCACCUGCGUAUCAAGACGAGAUCCGCACCGCAAGCAACCUCAUCGCCUACUUCGACCCGUCGUCCGUCUCUAAGCAAUCCGUCGCGGGCCCCGGAAAGUUUGCAGCAACCGCCUCCCGGACGAUUGACGACUCUGGCAUCAAGGGCACACGGCUACCGAAGAAGGGCGAGGAAGAAGAGAACUACUUCAUUGGUGGGGCGUCCAAGAAGAAUAAGCGCAGCCGCGGCGCAGCAAGUGGCACCUCUUCGCCUGCGCCCGAGAGCAAGUUCAACCUCGAUAUCGGCACGCUGGACAGUUUCGGCAGGUUGAGCGUGGACCCGCCUAUGUCGCAAAGUGAUGUCCCGGCUGCCGUGGAGAAGUUGAAAGAGAAGCUUGAGUUCUGGAAGGGCGACCAGGAUCGCAAGACCAAGGAGAAUAUCGCCAAAGCGCAAGCGGAGAUCGACAAGCUCGAAGCAGAAGCCAGCGCGGCCGAGAGCAAGGGCUCCGACCGCUCGACGGAGUCUGCGCGCAAGCCGGCGGCCGCGAAGCAGCAGGUCAAUGGUACCGCUAGCGCAAGCGCUGAAGCUCCGCAGGAGCAGGAGGGAGGCGCAGACGCUGAGAUCACCGAAGACCUGGCAAAAGCUAAGCUGGAC